Messenger RNA from Sparassis crispa, 2826 nucleotides. RefSeq lists its product as hypothetical. Gene Ontology annotation, biological process: protein deubiquitination. Gene Ontology annotation, molecular function: cysteine-type endopeptidase activity; cysteine-type deubiquitinase activity. The record is from RefSeq and is a predicted model, not a curated record. The transcript is spliced from 6 exons. NCBI's taxonomy places the organism in Eukaryota, Fungi, Basidiomycota, Agaricomycetes, Polyporales, Sparassidaceae. The coding region runs from base 1 to 2826 and encodes 941 amino acids. Gene Ontology annotation, cellular component: cytosol; nucleus.
AUGGCCAUUGCAAAAUGGAUUUCCUUCGGUGCUGCACAGUCCUCGAGCCCUCCACCCCCACCCGCCCCCGUACAUCCUCCCGUGGUCUCCGGUGCAGAUGCAAAGCAGUUUGGCUUAGAGAAUUUUGGGAAUACAUGUUAUGCCAACUCUGUCCUCCAAGCCCUCUACUUCUGCGGCCCGUUCCGCGAACUCCUAGAGCAAUACCCCGAUCCCUCCGUUCCCGAUGUCCCCGCUCCCAUUGUUGUCCCUACCCCCGCGCCGCCCCCACCGCCCGUGCACGUCGCCCCGCCCAGCGUGCCCCACCACUCGCGACGCAAGGUCGAACGCAAGUUCUCCAUGUCAGAGACCUCCUCGCAGACACAGGUGACCCUUGUGAGCCCCCCCGUUCCCGCUGCCCUGCCAAUCCCGCCCACGCCGCCGACGCUGCUGUCUGCUCUCCGGUCGCUCUUCCUUUACAUCAGCAGAAACCCGGCUGACAGGGGCACAGUCGCCCCACGUGCGUUUAUUGAGAAACUCCGAGAGGUUAAUGAGCUCUUCCGCGGGUCCAUGCACCAGGACGCGCACGAGUUCCUCAACUUCCUGCUCAACAGGAUCGUCGAGGAGAUGGACGACGACCGCAGGAGCGGACUCGUGAGCGGGAAUGCUAUCGGAAACGGGAACGGGCACGCGUACGCAAACGACACAAACCCGUCGGGCGAAGAUCUGUCGACAUCCAUCACCACGCUAUCGUCCGUGCCGGCCCCGGCGACCACUUCGUCCGCGUCCACAUCACAUCCUUGGAUGUACCACUCGACGUUCGUCCAUCGGCUCUUUGAGGGCGUGCUCACGAGCGAGACGCGCUGCCUCACGUGCGAGACCGUGUCCUCCCGCGACGAGUCCUUCCUCGACCUGUCGAUCGAUAUAGAGCAGAAUUCGAGCGUCACGGCCUGUCUCCGCCAGUUCAGCGCCAGCGAGAUGCUGUGCCAAAAGAACAAGUUCUUCUGCGACUCGUGUUGCGACCUGCAAGAGGCCGAGAAACGCAUGAAGAUCAAGAAGCUUCCGAAUGUGCUGGCGCUGCAUCUUAAGCGCUUCAAGUACCAGGAGGAUCUAGGCAAGUAUAUCAAGCUGACGUAUCGCGUCGCGUUUCCUAUGGAGCUUCGGCUGUUCAACACUGUGGAUGAUGCCGACGACCCGGACAGGCUGUACGAGCUUUUCGCGAUCGUCGUCCACAUCGGAAACGGCCCGCAUCACGGACACUACGUGACGAUCAUCAAGGCGCACGGCGCCUGGAUGCUCUUCGACGACGACAGCGUCGAGACGAUCAAAGAGUCCGAGAUUUCAAAGUACUUCGGCGAGUGCAACUGCGGGUCCGCGUACGUACUCUACUAUCAGGCCGUUGACCUCGACAUGGCCGCCCUUGGGAUCCGGCCUCCCCCGCCUCCGGCACCUUCUUCGACGGACCUCGGCUCACCUGCAGGCAGGACCUUGAAUCUGACGGCGGAGCACAGCGAGCUGGAGCCGGGCUCCCCUGCUCUUCCCCCAGGACUCACGGAGGAGCCUGAAGUCUCAGACAGCGGCGACUCCCCCGCCCCUGCGACGCCCACCCCUGUUGCCCACCUAAAUUCAUUCCUUAAUACACAAACCCACCCCAGCGAAGUUCCCUCCUCGCCUUUGCCGCCCAACCCCAGUCUCCCCGUCCCACCAAACGCACCGAACUCCCCACCGGCGCCAACCGCGGCAGGCCCGCUGGGCGGACUCUUCAACACGCUGCGGCACUCGCAGUCUGCGCGCGCGCGCCCGGCGAGCAGCGCGGAGAACCGUCGGAGCCUGCUGGAGCCCCCCGUGCCCUUCUUGCACUCGCACCCACCCGUCUCGAUGCGCCGUCCGGCUACGGCGCAGCCCAUCGCGUCGACCGCGGACAAGGGCCACCACGCGCAUGACCUCCCCUCUGCACCCGGGUCCCCAGUCACGAUGCACGGCGUCGUGAACGGGCUCGGGAUCGCACUGGGCAACCCUGCUCACCACCACAGCCACACCGUCAAAGACAAGGACAAGGAUAAGGACAAAGACAAGGAACGGGAGAAGGACAAGUCGCCGGAGAAGAAGGCGAGCAUGUGGUUCAAACGCAAGUCGUCGCGCGUGGACUUUGCGUUCGGCGGGUCGUCGUCGGAGCGCCCGCGCACCGCAGACAGCUCGGCGUGGUUCCACCCGUCACACAAGGACGCCGUCAGGACGGCGGACUCCGGCGUGUUCGGCCGCCCGCAGGCGUACCCGCUCUCGACGCCGUCCUCGCCGGUCUCGGGCGAGGCGACGCCGUUCUUCCCGCGCCCGGAGCACAAAAAGUCGUCGCCCGAGCUCGCGCGUGCGAAGGGCAGGGGGACCAGCCUGACUGGCUCGUCUGUGCUAUCCAAGCUUCCCCCGCGGCCGUCGACGGCGGGCGCGACGAUGUCGCGGUCACGGCCGAUGUCUAGCUACGUCCCUCCUGUUCCCGCGUUACCUUCCUCGCCCGCCGUCAAUGGCAGUGCGCUGCCUGCGGAGCAUGGGAGCGUCAAGGGCAAGGAGCCCCAACGUUCCGCUGAGGACGCUGCUGCUGCUGCGCUGCGUAUCCACCACUCGCCACUGUCCACUGCUCCAGCCGUUGCUCCGUCGUCGUCAACCGGCACGGCAAGCACCAGGAGUAUGAGCACCAGCGUAGCGGAUAGUCAGGCUCCUUCUUCGAAGCACCACUGGAGGCGGAAGCUGAGCCUCACGGCGCCCAUGCUCGGUUUUGGCCGGAAGGACCGGGAGAAGGACAAAGACCGGCAGAGAGAGAAGGACCAGGUGCCGCCGACCUCCUUCGCGCGGUGA